This is a messenger RNA of Penicillium maclennaniae, 978 nucleotides long. Its product is annotated as phosphotransferase family protein. NCBI's taxonomy places the organism in Eukaryota, Fungi, Ascomycota, Eurotiomycetes, Eurotiales, Aspergillaceae. The transcript has 2 exons. The coding region runs from base 1 to 978 and encodes 325 amino acids. The record is from RefSeq and is a predicted model, not a curated record.
AUGCUGCCACGCGGUUCGAAAUGCGGGGUACCCAUCCAACAAGAACGCAUAUUAUUGACGCCUCUGAUGAUACCAAAAUCCCCCAAUUUCGACGUGAAAGAUUCUCAAUUCUUCAAGAACUUCACCAACCUGCCUUCUCCGGAAGAAGUCCGCAUGCAAGCCAAAGCUCAACAUCUCGCAGGAGUCCAUCCAGACAAUAGAAAAACCUUCUCGAUGGUCGGCCCUCAUGUGCGACCACCACCUGUGAUAUUCAAGGAUCUAGGACUGUUUGUCAAAUGGGGAGGUGCUGUGAAAAUUUCAGAGGGCCAGUGCCUCUAUGCUAUAGGCCAACUCCUCAAAGAGCAUGUUCUGGUUCCAGAGGUAUACGGGUGGCGGGAGGAUGGCGACGAAAUAUUUAUUUAUAUGGAGUAUUUGCAUGCGCAAACUCUGGAGCAAGGGUGGGAUAUGCUGGGACCUAAUGACCGUGUUUCGGUCUGUUGUGAGCUUCGGACAAUCUACAACAACAUUCGGCAACUUGAACAGAAUCCAGCAGAUCCAUUCAUAGGUAACAUUGUACGAGCUCCACUCUAUGAUAGAGCAUUUCACGUCGAGUCCAUGUCCGAAGCAGGGCCGUUCAAUACCGUUCAGAACUUUCAUGACUGGUUCACUUUCCUAUAUCGAAAGCCAAUGCUCGAUCCAUAUUCUGUUCCAAUCGAACCGUUCCGUCAGGAUCUGCCUGAUGAUAGUGCCAUCAAGUUUACGCAUGGCGAUCUCCACCGCAGCAACAUCUUGAUAACACGCUCUGAGCCCUAUCAUGUUCUUGCAAUCGUCGAUUGGGAACAGUCAGGCUGGCUACCUGCAUACUGGGAGGCCAGAAAAGCACAGUAUACUGCUGAUAGGAAUGACGAAUGGUCCAAAAUAUACUUGCCAAUGAUUUUGUGUCAGUUUACCAGCACUUGGGAUCCAUGGGACUACUACACAAUGGCCAUGGGGUGUUAA